This is a messenger RNA of Saccharomyces paradoxus, 1572 nucleotides long. It is a transcript of the gene PTM1, whose product is annotated as Ptm1p. NCBI's taxonomy places the organism in Eukaryota, Fungi, Ascomycota, Saccharomycetes, Saccharomycetales, Saccharomycetaceae. The record is from RefSeq and is a predicted model, not a curated record. Gene Ontology annotation, biological process: retrograde transport, endosome to Golgi. The coding region runs from base 1 to 1572 and encodes 523 amino acids. Gene Ontology annotation, cellular component: Golgi apparatus; membrane. The transcript has a single exon.
AUGAGAGUAUGUCAGUUUUGCCGACCUUUCCAAUUGCUCACUUGCUUCUUAUGUUACCUCCUAGUGUUUGUGAGAGCUAACAAGGAGAAGAUAAAUCAAAAUGAUUAUCAAGUGUGCGCCGGUAUGUAUUCCAAAGAAGAUUGGAAGGGCAAAAAAGACCCGUUUAUAUCAUUCAAUCUUAAGAAAAUAAGUGGAAUGAGUGAUGAUUCUGAUCCAGGCAUAGUCGUUGCAAUCUAUGAUUUCCAAGACUUUGAGCACUUAGGUGUAGAAUUGCCCGAUGGAGAAAUGUAUUAUAUUUGUGAUGAUUAUGCAAUCGACAUCGGGAUUUGUGAAGAAGAAAAUCGUGAUGAAUUCAUUAUUCAGGAUGUUGUUUAUGAUCCAUAUACUUCCACAAAUAGAUCUUUAGCUAAUCCAAUUAUGACGUUUCCUCAAAGUGAAGUAGGUCUGCAUGACACUAGAUACCCAAUAAAAGAAACCGGGUUCUAUUGUGUUACUGCUUUCAGGUCUUCGACAUCUACCAAAUUCAAUGCUGUGGUGAAUUUUAGGAAUGCGUAUGGUCAUCUUGCGGGUACUGAGAUCAAUAAACUGCCACUUUAUGGUCUUUUGGCUGUUGCAUACGUAGUGGCGAUGGCGUUAUAUUCCUUCGCUUUCUGGAAGCACAAGCAUGAAUUGCUACCAUUACAAAAGUAUUUGCUGGCCUUCUUCGUAUUUUUAACCGCUGAAACCAUAUUCGUAUGGGCAUACUAUGAUUUAAAAAAUGAAAAAGGUAAUACUGCGGGAAUUAAAGUUUAUAUGGUGUUCCUAUCGAUAUUAACGGCUGGUAAAGUUACAUUUUCAUUUUUCCUAUUGUUAAUUAUUGCUUUGGGCUACGGUAUCGUGUACCCUAAGUUGAAUAAGACGUUGAUGAGGCGUUGCCAAAUGUAUGCUGCGUUAACAUAUGCAAUUUGCAUUGGAUUUUUGAUUCAAAGUUAUUUGACCGACAUGCAGGCACCAUCUCCACUAAUCCUGAUCACCCUGAUUCCUAUGGCACUUGCAUUAAUCGUAUUUUACUACAUGAUUAUUAGAUCCAUGACGAAAACAGUUAUCUAUUUGAAAGAGCAAAGGCAGAUUGUAAAAUUAAACAUGUACAAGAAGCUACUAUACAUCAUUUAUGCCUCCUUUUUAAGUGUUCUUGCUGGUAGUAUAGUUUCGUCAUUUAUCUAUGUUGGCAUGAACACCAUUGAAAUGAUUGAGAAGAACUGGAGAUCGAGGUUUUUCGUUACUGAUUUCUGGCCUACAUUGGUGUAUUUCAUUGUUUUUGUUACCAUUGCCUUCUUAUGGAGGCCAACGGAUACUUCAUACAUGCUAGCCGCAUCCCAGCAACUGCCUACAGACCCGGAAAAUGUCGCAGACUUCGACUUGGGCGAUCUGCAAUCCUUCGACGAUCAAGAUGACGCAAGUAUCAUCACUGGUGAACGUGCCAUAGACGAGGACGACCUGAAUUUGAAUUUUACCGAUGAAGAAGAAGGCCAUGAUAAUGUAAAUAACCACGGCCACAACCAUGAGCCGGUACCUUCCUCCCCAACAAAAUAA